GACCAGCCCAACGCGGGGAACUGGCGCUGUUUAUGGGAAUAAAUCAGAAAUAAACCGAGAAGAAGCUCCAACCCAGGGUCGGAUCGAUUCUCAGCGGCUGGGAGAGCGGUCCUCAUCCAGGCCUGGUGUUCAGAGGAGCCAGUCGUAGAUGUUCUUACUCCAUCUUUAAUUGAAUGGAAUGCAAAUACUCGGCUGUGGUGCCCCAGUGCUCGCCGCGAAUCUAGAUAAUGGGCUGUGUACAAUGUAAGGACAAAGAGGCAACCAAACUGACAGAUGAGAGAGAGACGAGCGUCUCCCAGCACGCCGGGUACCGCUAUGGAGCCAACCCGACGCCCCAACACUACCCCAGCUUUGGGGUCACCGCCAUUCCCAACUACAACAACUUCCACGCGCCUGUCAGUCAGGGGACCGUGGCGGUGUUCGGAGGAGUGAACAGCUCGUCACACUCGGGAACGCUCCGCUCACAUGGUGGAACAGGAGUCACACUCUUUGUAGCACUUUAUGAUUACGAGGCAAGGACAGAGGACGAUCUCAGUUUCAGGAAAGGAGAAAAGUUUCAAAUCCUCAACAGCACGGAAGGAGACUGGUGGGAGGCUCGCUCCCUGACUACAGGUGGAACAGGAUACAUACCCAGCAAUUACGUGGCUCCAGUAGAUUCGAUCCAGGCCGAAGACUGGUACUUUGGGAAGCUCGGACGUAAGGAUGCAGAGAGGCAGCUGCUGUCUAAUGGAAAUCCUCGGGGCACUUUUCUCAUCAGGGAAAGUGAAACCACUAAAGGAGCGUAUUCCUUAUCCAUACAGGACUGGGAUGACGUCAAGGGCGAUCACGUGAAACAUUACAAGAUCCGUAAGCUCGACAACGGAGGCUACUACAUCACCACCCGGGCUCAGUUCGAGACUCUGCAACAGCUCGUCCAUCAUUACUCCGCAAGAGCUGCGGGGCUAUGCUGCCGAUUGAUAGUCCCCUGUCACAAAGGCAUGCCUCGCCUUGCCGAUCUGUCCGUCAAAACCAAAGACGUGUGGGAAAUCCCGCGGGAGUCGCUUCAGCUCAUCAAGCGCUUGGGGAACGGCCAGUUCGGAGAGGUCUGGAUGGGUACUUGGAACGGCACCACGAAAGUGGCGGUGAAGACCUUGAAACCGGGAACCAUGUCUCCCGAGUCGUUCCUGGAGGAAGCUCAGAUCAUGAAAAAGCUGAGACACGACAAACUCGUGCAGCUCUACGCCGUCGUCUCCGAGGAGCCGAUUUACAUCGUGACAGAAUACAUGGGCAAAGGAAGCUUGCUGGACUUUUUGAAGGACGGUGAAGGACGGAGCCUUAAAUUGCCGAACCUCGUAGACAUGGCAGCUCAGGUGGCUGCAGGCAUGGCUUACAUCGAGAGGAUGAACUACAUCCACAGAGACCUGAGAUCGGCCAACAUCCUCGUGGGCGACAGUUUAGUAUGCAAGAUUGCGGACUUUGGCCUGGCCAGGCUGAUAGAGGAUAAUGAAUACACAGCUAGACAAGGUGCCAAGUUCCCGAUUAAAUGGACGGCCCCUGAAGCCGCGCUCUACGGACGGUUCACCAUUAAAUCAGACGUCUGGUCAUUCGGAAUACUGCUGACGGAGCUGGUGACCAAAGGACGCGUGCCAUAUCCAGGGAUGAAUAACCGGGAGGUUUUGGAGCAGGUGGAGCGUGGAUACAGGAUGCCGUGCCCUCAGGACUGCCCCAUCUCUCUGCACGAGCUCAUGGUGCAGUGCUGGAAGCGAGACCCCGAGGAGAGACCGACGUUCGAGUACCUGCAGGCGUUUUUGGAGGACUACUUCACUGCCACGGAGCCCCAGUACCAACCAGGAGACAACCUCUAAACCUUAUUAAAAAACAAACAACCGUUGAAGCGAGUGGAUUUGUGCUUUAAUCCCGCAGAUCAGAACACAACUCCAGUCACUCUGACGUAUCAAUCGACGUACUAUUAGACACUGAGAAAUCACCUGGAUGACCGAAAAAACCUCCGUAGAACUCAAGAGGCAGAGGAAAAACCGCAUCGCUACGACACGCAGCGCCGACCCGAACGACGACCCGAUGCACGUACGAUGAUUAAAGCUUCCAGAUUCAUCGCCAUUUCAAUCCAGUAUUCGACUCAUCUUCCAUUCACAGGACGUGUCACGUUUAAAUGUCUUCACUUAAACCGAACCAGAUUUUGGGGACAUCAUCAUUAAGUUUUUUUUUUUUUUUUGAAAAAGAAAAAGAAUUAAGGAUAGCAGAAGGCCUGUUUGUAUGUAGUGUAAAUAUGGUUGUGUUUACUUAACCCUCAUUUUAGGCUUUUUAUAAUGCUUUUUAUUUUAGGUUUUUUAUUUUUUUUCCUUUUGUUGUUUUUUUUUUUUUGUUCAUUGCUCAGAGAAGAAGCUUGAAUAUUUCGAGAUGACUAAUUUUGCCUCCUUUUAUUAAAACAUCCGGGACUUUCUUGAUUAUUUAUUCCAGUAACGACGUUCCCUCUGUUUAACUUCGAGAACUCCUGCAGCACAUAGCUAGCUUCGAUGACACUAAACAUUGUGACUUUUUCACCUGAAGGUAAACAAUGUGUGUGUGUGUGUGUGUGUGUGUGUGUGUGUGUGUGUGCACGUGUACACACAUACCGGUGGCUCUGCUCAGCUUUAUUAUUUGCACCUGCUUUUUAGAAAAGAAACAAAAAAAAGCUCAGUGUUUCCAUUAUUAUGAUUCUAAUUCUAAUGAUUUUCUUUUUUUGUUGUUAGUGCAUUUUUCUAUUUAGUCACUUUGGAUUAACGAUAGAAGAAUUAUGCAUCGAUAUAGUAAUCAGGCUGUGUGGGCAUUAUGCUUGAUUAUACCUGCAUCUCUCUCUCUCUCUCUCUCUCUAGCGAAGAUGAUCAAAUAAAAUAAACAGCUAACAUCAUUAUUGUUGUAAGAAGCAUAAAAGAAAACCAUUUUUAGUAAAUGCGUUACUAUGUGCUAUGAUUUAACAUAACUAAGUAGAAAGGGGGGAAAAAAAAAAAGCCCCUUUAACGUUUAACAUUAACUCCACUGAGCCUGUCUCUAGCUUCUUCCUGGAUCAUGUCUGGACCACAUGUAACCUCAUCUACAGGGCCAACUCACCUCGUUCGCAUUCCAGCUUUCACUCAAAAUAUCUAGUGAAGGUUCUCCUGUAGAAUAGCUCUCACUAUACGAACAUGGGCUCCGACUCCGACCUCAUGAUUUACACCCAUCUCUCUUUCCUUCUUCUUCUUCUUCUUCUUUUUUUUUAAAAAACCCAUCCAUUUGGAUUAACUCACAGAUACUGUGUUUGUUUAUUUGUUUUUUUUUUUUUAUUUAAUUGUUUUGUUUGAUUUAUGCACAAACAUUUGUAGAAUAAAGACUCAUACCCAAGCCCA
Messenger RNA from Clarias gariepinus (North African catfish), 3362 nucleotides. RefSeq names its product FYN proto-oncogene, Src family tyrosine kinase a (gene fyna). The transcript has 13 exons. Lineage: Eukaryota; Metazoa; Chordata; Actinopteri; Siluriformes; Clariidae. Gene Ontology annotation, biological process: protein phosphorylation; cell differentiation; cell surface receptor protein tyrosine kinase signaling pathway. Gene Ontology annotation, cellular component: extrinsic component of cytoplasmic side of plasma membrane. Bases 228 to 1844 code for a protein of 538 amino acids. The record is from RefSeq and is a predicted model, not a curated record. Gene Ontology annotation, molecular function: non-membrane spanning protein tyrosine kinase activity; ATP binding; signaling receptor binding.